CUCCGGUUUAGCAUUAUCCUCUCAUCCACUACUCCCACCACCAUAUUUAAUCCUCCCCGAGCUCUCGCCAACUCUUUCGUGUUCGUCGAGACAGUUUCCGAUCAUUGCCCACUCAUCGCCGCCGCUGCUCCGCCUUCGAUCUCACCUCUGCUAUUCUUUCGAUGGCGAGUAAUGAAACGGAAGAGGAAGCUGCCCAUGGAAGUGAGUGGGAAGUGGUUUCACUUACGGCAUCUGAAUAUGAAUAUGCCGCUUCUGGCGAGCUGAAUGGUAGGGAAGAGUACGAGGGUCAAACUUCUAACGCCUUGUUUAUGUCUCAUCACUUUGCUCUUCCUCCAUCAAGUCAGCAUGAAUAUUUGCAACCGGAGCCAGAAAAGAAUGAGAUUCUUACCCAGCAGGUGGUUAUAGAGCCUGAAUUCGUCUCUGCAGAUGGGGGUGGUAACACAGGUGUGAACAAUCAAGAGCAUCUGGAAACCAAAAAAUUGAGCUCUUCCGAGUUUCCCGGGAUGCAGAUUUUUAAUGAGAAGGCCCAAAAGGGUGAUCAGUUAUGUGUUAGUGGUGCAGAAUGUGAAGAUGAUGCAACAAGGUUAGACCGGGUAGAUAAGGAACCAAGAUUAUAUGGAACUGCAGCCUAUAGUACUGUUCUACAGGGUGAAGCGAACAUGUCUGUUUUGGGUGAAAGUAUUCCAGCAAGCAAUGAUCCAUUAGAAUCUCUUCCUCAGCAGGUAGACAUCUUAGAUUUUCCAGACGAAAAGAAACAUGAUGGAGAUGAUCGUCUUCCUUGUCAAGCUUGGUGGAAACGACAAGCUGCAUCUCUUAUCGCUCAUGCUAAGGAAGCAAACACGUUCUGGUCGGUUUUCAUUGCAGCAGCCGUAAUGGGCCUCGUGAUUAUUGGGCAAUGCUGGCAGCAUGAAAGGUGGCUGCAGUCAAAGUGGCAGCAGCUUGGACUUCAUGAAGAGAGGAUGUGCAAGAUGGUGGGUCCUCUAUCGCGGCUUAGGAAUGCAAUCAUUGGAGGUGAGCGUCGAGGUUCGUCUCUCAGAAGCAGCACCCCUGCUCAACGUUAAGAUGAUGACGAAAAAAACAAUGGAGGUGGCGUCUCUUCACAACGCUAAGAUGAUGGCGAAAAAUAUGUAGAACAAACAGGCAUUCUUUUGCCGGAUAUUGCAAAGUUUGCCCCCCGAGACCCUACUGUAGUGGGAUUCAACUGGGUUGUUGUUGUUGCAAAGUUUGCCGAUUGUGUGAUAUAUACUGUAAAUUAUAUGAUGCUCUAUUACUAUAACAAACAGCCUCUUUACCCAGACUUUUAUUUGGUUAUUUAUUGUAUGAUGCUAUAUAUAUUAUUGCUCCGCUAGUAGCAAUAGCAUAAUAUUGGUAGCUUUUAUGCACAUGUAUUGUGGGGUGUAUUGUAAGAUUUAAGCUUGGGGAUGAAUGAAUAUUCAUAUAAUCC
Molecule: messenger RNA, 1444 nt
Organism: Cuscuta campestris
Lineage: Eukaryota; Viridiplantae; Streptophyta; Magnoliopsida; Solanales; Convolvulaceae
Source: the annotation of a GenBank genome assembly